CCAAUCCCGACAUACUGCUGCACUGUCGACGUCAGUCCAGCAGCGGUGCCCGCUUUGGACGACUGAUACUGCUUCAGUAGGAGGAAGAACCGUCAUUGUCCGCAGCGUCUUCUCCGAGCAGCCGGUCCCGUUACAAGGCGCUCGCUCGCCUGCCCAGCCACUACCGGCACUGAAGCUUCUAAAGCAAACAAGGGAGGCAGACGGCAUCGGCCCGUUGUUGCUUCCUGACGAGCCUUCCCUCGACGUCGGCCUUGCACCGCCGACGUCUGCUCCUUUGACGACGACGACGGGGGAGGAGGUGAUCUUGCCGGGAUUACAAGCUGCGCGUCGGCGCCGACGGACAAACCUGGCUCCCGCUCUCCGCUGGCUCCUUGGCCGGGAAGACGACAGGUUCACCAUGACCUUGGUUCACAGAGGCUACGUCCAAGUGCUGCCGGCCGGCACAUCGACCACCAAACUCCAGGCUUCUAACCGAAGUCGACAUCAACAGUUGACUCCAAAACGGGCACAAGACUUGUUCUUCCCGGCUAUGAUCCCUGAGCCGGACUACAGCGACUCCGAGGACGAGCGCGAGCAACAGCGGCGGCGACCCCCCGUGAGGAUGCCCGGCAUGGCGGCCGCCCACCCGCACCACAACGAGGCCCAGUUGGCGCACGUGAACGACGAGGGCCUCAUCGUGCCCCGCAAGCUGCCCAACCCGUGCGCCGAUUCGGCCGAGCGGAAGAGCCUGCACAGGGAGCUGCUCUUCAACCAGAAGAUGGGCAAGAGCGUGCUUGGCCAGAAGAGCGAGCUUCAGAAGGCGAUGGAGAAGAUGAAGGACGAGCAGCGCCGGAAAGAGCUCGAAGAGGAGCGAGUCAAAGGACGCACGGCGCUCGAGAAGCGCCUCGAGGAGCAGGCCAACAAGCUCAAGCUGCACGAAGAGACCGAGGUGAUAAAGACCGACCUGCCCAGCUCUGAAGAGUCAGAGUUCCUGCGGGUGCACGCCCGUGUCUGUUCCCACACAUUGCCUGUUGACUCCAAGUCGUAGUUGCAUGGCCUGUCCUCCAAGCAACCGCUGCUGCCGAUGUCAUAUCUUGUCGAAAGACCACCCAUGUACAUAGUCCCCAAUAUGUUUUUUUUUUUUGCCUUCCUUUAUCCCUGGUCCUUAUUAACAGACACGUGAGAGCAGAUGGCCUGAGAAAGGCCCUCUGCGAGUCUAUUUUUGUGCUUGACGAGCCUUUGUCAUAGGAAGAGCUUCGAGAGACGCGACGCAUAGCUACACCGCAGGCCGCUGUGUGGUGGUACUAAAAGCUUGCAGUCAUUACCGUAGGUGUUACGCCUUUUUUGAACCUGACGAGAUAAAAAAAUGAUGCUGUUGACUAGUGUGUUUCAUGAGUACCAUUAAAGAGAAUCAUGGAGAUUUCUCUGAA
Molecule: messenger RNA, 1409 nt
Organism: Rhipicephalus sanguineus (brown dog tick)
Lineage: Eukaryota; Metazoa; Arthropoda; Arachnida; Ixodida; Ixodidae
Product: protein FAM107B
Exons: 6
Coding region: 398-1027 (209 amino acids)
Source: RefSeq, a predicted model, not a curated record